GCUUCACAAAAUCGCCUCAAACGUCAGUCAGGUCACUAAUGCAUUUCCACUAGAGGAGCGAGCAGCAGAUCUUAAGGAUUUAGAUCUGGAUGUGGACCCUCUGCCUCUUCAACGAAGUCUUGGGCUUGGGUGGAACUUAGAAAAUGACUCUUUUACAUUCCAAGUGGGAAAAGAUACUAAGCCAUUUACCCGCAGAGGCAUACUUUCUGUUGUAAACAGCCUAUAUGACCCCCUAGGGUUCGCUGCCCCAGUGACAAUUCAGGGCAAAGCACUGUACAGGGAGCUAACUCUAGAACAACAGGACUGGGAUGAACCUCUACCAACAAACAGGGAGAUAGAGUGGACCAGAUGGACUGAAUCACUUACUGCUCUUGAAGGUCUCCAAAUCCCCAGACCCUUUGUACCAAUUUCACUGUCACAUACUCAAACAAGGGAACUAUGCAUUUUUUCAGAUGCUUCAACAAUGGCAAUAGCAGCUGUAGCUUACCUCAGGGUUGUUGACACAAAUGGUCAGUGCCAUGUGGGGUAUAUGAUGGGUAAAUCUAAACUAGCGCCAUCUUCUGCCCACACAGUCCCACGCCUAGAACUGUGCGCAGCUGUUUUAGCAGUCGAACUCGCUCAGAUAAUCAUCGAGGAAAGUGACAUUGAGUUUCAAGCUGUCGACUUUUAUACUGACAGUAAGAUAGUUCUUGGGUACAUUCACAACAGCACUCGUCGAUUCUAUGUGUAUGUAGCUAAUAGGGUUGCCCAGAUCCGCAGAUCAACCACACCCGACCAGUGGCAUCAUGUGGCCACAGACCAAAAUCCAGCAGACCAUGGUACCAGGCUCGUUCUCGCAUCACAACUGCAAUACACAACCUGGCUCUCUGGUCCUCUGUUCUUAAAGGUCAAUACUGAGCAACGUGAUAAGCCUGAAAGUUUUGAUCUUGUGGAUCCAUCAGUGGACAUGGAAAUCCGUCCUCAAGUGACCACUUUAGCAACAAACGUCAAGGAGAACAAGCUUGGCUCACACAGAUUUGAGCGUUUCUCAACCUGGAAAUCCUUGGUUAGGGGAAUGCAAGCUCUCAUUCACAUGGCAAGGUCGUUUUCAAAGGUCAUACCUACGGACCACUGUGAUAAACACUCCACAGAUCUCUCUCAAGCAAAGACAGUUGUUAUCAAAUGUGUUCAACAGGAGAUCUUUAGAGAGGAAAUCAAAAGACUUUCUGAGGGAAAAGAGAUAUCCUCGCACAGUCCCCUUGAAAAACUUGAUCCCUUUAUUGAUAGUGAAGGUUUGUUAAGGGUUGGGGGACGUUUGCAAACAGCAGAUCUUUCUGAACUAGAAAAACACCCCUUGAUUAUCCCAGGUUCUCAUCAUUUAGCAGUUCUCUUAGUCAGACACUAUCACAACCAAGUAGCUCAUCAGGGACGUCAGUUUACGGAGGGUGCUCUGCGCACCGCAGGACUUUGGGUUCUAGGGGCUAAAAGACUGGUUUCUCGCAUAAUUCACCAAUGUGUCACAUGUAGGAAACUAAGGGGUCGUCUAGAGGAACAAAAAAUGGCAAUUUUACCUGCUGAUAGGCUUACCAUUGACCCGCCAUUUACUUACGUAGGUUUAGAUGUUUUUGGACCUUGGAAUGUCACAUCCCGCCGCACAAGGUCAAACAGUGCUGAGAGCAAAAGGUGGGCAGUGAUGUUUACAUGUCUUUGUACUAGGGCAGUGCAUAUAGAAGUUGUCGAGUCAAUGUCCACCUCCAGCUUCAUAAACGCUCUCCGACGAUUCUUGUCAAUCAGGGGACCAGUCAAACGCCUUAGGUCAGACCAAGGUACAAACUUUAUCGGUGCCUGUAAGGAGUUGCGAAUCAACUCUGAAGAUCCAGAAAUCAAGAAUUUCUUACAGGACCAAAGCUGCACUUGGGCAUUCAACACCCCGCAUUCCUCUCACAUGGGAGGGGUGUGGGAGAGGAUGAUCGGACUAGUUCGAAACAUUCUCGACAGUUUACUUUUGAAAAACUCUAACAGUCGUCUCACACAUGAGGUAUUGGUCACUCUUAUGGCUGAGGUCAUGGCCAUAAUGAACGCCAGGCCUUUGGUCCCUGUGACUACAGAUCCUGAAACACUGGAAAUCCUCUCACCUGCAAUGCUUCUCACUCAGAAGGCCAGUCCAGUGUUAUCACCUCCGGGGAAUUUUGAACUCAAAGACCUUUACAAAGCCCAGUGGCGUCAAGUUCAGGGGCUUGCCGAUUGUUUCUGGAAAAGGUGGAGGCAGGAAUACCUCACCACUCUGCAAGCAAGACGAAAAUGGAAAGCAGAAAAACCUAACAUAAAAGAGGGUGAUGUUGUUUUGUUAAAAGACACUCAAAUCAAACGUAAUGAAUGGCCUGUUGGUAUUGUAGUUAAGGCUAUUCCCAGUGAUGACAAAAGGGUAAGAAAACUUGAAGUCAAGAUUGUAAAACAAGGUUCUGUUAAGACGUAUAUGAGACCUGUUACUGAUGUAAUUGUACUUUUGUCUGAAAAUGGGGAUAAAGGUUAAAUAGUGGUAUAUUCAUUAAUAUACCAGGCGGGGAGUGUACUGUUGACCCAUUUAAUACUUUAUUUGUUAUAAAGU
Molecule: messenger RNA, 2587 nt
Organism: Boleophthalmus pectinirostris (great blue-spotted mudskipper)
Lineage: Eukaryota; Metazoa; Chordata; Actinopteri; Gobiiformes; Gobiidae
Exons: 1
Coding region: 464-2512 (682 amino acids)
Biological process (GO): DNA integration
Molecular function (GO): nucleic acid binding
Source: RefSeq, a predicted model, not a curated record